CGCGGGGCGCGGGGCGGACGGGACUCUGGCGCCGCCGAGGCGCCUGCAACCGCAGCAGUCCGGCCCCACGCGCCCGGGGAUCGCUGCGCCCCGGGGCUCCUCCAGGAGAGCGCGAGGCGGCGCCCGACGCGCUGGUGACCGAGCCGGGGUGGCGGAUCCCGGGUGGCCCUCGGCUGGUGGCCGCGGAGCUCGAGGCCUUAGGGGCGCAGCCGCGCUCCCCGGGUUCCCAGCCGGGUUCCCAGUUCUCGGCAAGUGGCAUUCCAGCCCCAGCUCUGCACUUUAAUACGUGGUGACCUUGGGCGAGUCACUUGGCCUCUCUGAGCCAGCCACCGCCAUACAUUCAAGGACACGGCUUCCUCCUGGUUGGAAGUUAUGGUGGGGAGUUCUGUGAGGUGCACAGGUGCUGGCACGCCCAGGGCGUGGGCCAAGCCGGCAUCCCCCCAGGGGUGCUUAGGACGCUUCCGGACGUGGUCCUGGGCAAGUGGGGUGACCCGGUGCCCCUGAUUUCGGCCGCUUCCUCCGGAGAGCUGGGCGGGGACUGGAAGUGAUGUUAGGACCAGCACACCCCCGGGAGACCCUGUGCGCGUGCGGUCCUGGCCCUAUGAGAUGGGGUAUUUCUCAGCACGAGAAGCAGCCACCGGUUUUUUUCCUUAAAAAAAAAAAAAAAAUGCUUAUGGGGCAAAAUAAGACACAGCUGGCCUUGUUUCCCAGGGACAGCCAAGGGGCGUUGUUUUCUGACCCUGCCUUGCCACAGAGAACAAAGAAGAAAGGGCCCGAGGCUUUGCACAGUCUGCCCAGUGGGCCGUGCCCUGUGAACCCGGCUGCGGCCGCUGGGCAGCCGCCUGUCUGGGGAACUUUUAUUUUAGCAGGCUGCGCAGGGGACCUGUAUUUUUUACUACUGAGUAAAAAUGCUGGCCACUGUGUGAAGGCCAAGUGAGCAGAUGUGGGCGUUUGGGGCACCUGAGACCGAGAUUGUCCUGGGAGCGGCCUGCGCAGCUCCCAAGCCACAGGCAGCCAGGGCCAGGGAGAUGCGGUCACAGGACAGGAAGGCGCUGGCGUGGCCAGGAGGAGCCCCUUCUUGGCAUCUGGCUCUUCCUUUCCUCCUGGGUGCCACAUAGGUGCCCCCCCCAGGGCCUCUCCUACAGGCUCUCUGGGUGUUGAAGGCUGCCCCCGCCUGCCUGACCACUGUCCAAGGCCCCUCUGGGCGUCACUGCCCCUUGGCCCCACCCCACCAGGUGUUCCUUGGCUGCAGAACACUGUGGGAGGAGGCAGGGAAGGCUUUCCGGUGGAGGCGGGACUGCCCUCUGGCCUGGGAGGGCGGGAGAAGCCGCUGGCUGCUGACAGCAGAUGGGGCUGUGGGCAGGGCGUGUCCCUGAGGACUGCUCGCCAGGGCUCUCUGCCUGGCCGUUCAAAAAAUAGUUGUAAAGCUUCUUGAUCACUUUGUCCCAUGUCCCUACUGUUGGUUUUGGCCUGGACAGAGGCUGCUGCCUGUGUGGGCACCGGGUCCUCAGGCCCAGCCCCUCUGUUCUGCCACGUCACACAAUGGGAGGCCCCUCUCUGUCCCCACUCAUCUUUGCCACCCCCUGGGCAUGUGUGACAGGGGCCAUGCAUGUGGAGGUCACACUGAAUGGUGGACGGGCUUCUUUGGGGUCAGUGCUGGGGGUGGGACCCAGGAGCUGGGAUCCUGGGUCAGGUGCUGGCCUUCCUGUCUGGCCCUGGCCCGCCCCUCUUCUGCCUGGAGCUCUCAGCUGGCCAGGCUGGUGGGCAGAGGUCUUGUGAGUGGUGGAGGCCAAGGAACGCGGAGGUUGUGGAGCUGACAGUCCCUGCGUGCCUGCCCACAGCUUCUAGGUGCUUUGUGGAGGAGGCCACUGUGCCCUGUGCCAGCCACACUGUCCCUCGCCUGCUGCUGAACUCCUGCCGCCUUUCAAGGCCUUCUCUGGCCACCUCCUCAGUCUCCUACGAUCCUGCAGGCUCCCUCGCCAUUUCUGAGCCCCCGGAAAUGUCUGUCUCUCUUGAGAUGUGGUGUGGUGGAUAAAAAGUAGGGCUCUGGGGUCUCCUCGCUGGGCCCAAAUCCUGAUGGCACCAGUGGGUGCGUGACCUCUCCGUGCCUCAGUUUCCUCAUCUGCAGAAGGAGAAUGGCAAGCCCCUGUGGCCAGUGCAGCAAGGACUCAGGUGGUGCAUCUGCAGACUCAGCAGGAGGUGAAGCUGCGCAUGACGGGCAUGGCGCUGCGGGUGGUGCGUGGCGACGGCAUCCUGGCGCUCUACAACGGCCUGAGCGCCUCGCUGUGCAGACAGAUGACCUACUCCCUGACUCGGUUUGCCAUCUACGAGACUGUGCGGGACCGGGUGGCCAAGGGCAACCAGGGGCCCCUCCCCUUCCACUGGAAGGUGCUGCUGGGCUCCAUCAGCGGUUUGGCUGGAGGCUUUGUGGGGACUCCCGCGGACUUGGUCAACGUCAGGAUGCAAAAUGACAUGAAGCUGCCCCAGGCUCAGCGGCGCAACUAUGCCCACGCCCUGGAUGGCUUGUACCGCGUGGCUCGUGAAGAGGGUCUGAGGAGGCUGUUCUCGGGUGCGACCAUGGCAUCCAGCCGAGGGGCCUUAGUCACCGUGGGACAGCUGUCCUGCUAUGACCAGGCCAAGCAGCUGGUUCUUAGCACCGGGUACCUGGCUGACAACAUCGUCACUCACUUUGUCGCCAGCUUCAUUGCGGGCGGAUGUGCCACGUUCCUGUGUCAGCCCCUGGACGUGCUGAAGACCCGCCUGAUGAACGCCAAGGGGGAAUAUCAGGGCGUUUUCCACUGUGCUGUGGAGACGGCGAAGCUCGGGCCCCUGGCCUUUUACAAGGGCCUUGUCCCGGCUGGCAUCCGCCUCGUCCCCCACACCGUGCUCACCUUUGUGUUUCUGGAACAGCUUCGCAAAAACUUUGGCAUCAAAGUUCCGUCCUGACCGGCCGUGGGAAUGGCCGGGCCACCUGGCCAGCAGAGCUAGACCCUUCCAGAGUCCCCAAGUGUCAGCACCACGCCCAGCGCCUGCUCCUGGGGCCAGGCCUCCCUGCAGGCCCCUGCUGUGCCCCCCACCCCAAGCUUGCUGGCUCCUCCUGGCCUCGUCCCCUCCCUGCUUGGGCUCCCAGACUCCCCAGGCUUGGCGCUGGGUGGCCUGGCCUCUCUCCCGCUGGCGGCCCCUCAGGGUAACGGAGGCCACCGGAGGCUGGUUUCCUCCUCGCUCCUGGGCGGGGGGAGGGGUGUCAUUCCUGCCUCCUGCCCUGAGGCCCAAAGCAGCAUCUUCCAGCACGUUCCAUCGAGGACUUCGUGGUGGGGUGUGGCGCCCCCUGGUGGUUGCUCCCCGAAGUGCAAGCCAUGCACUGCGUAUCCGCGGAGAGGGGCCAGACCUUCCACCUGCUCCGGCAGCUGCUGGGUCCCACCCACGAACAGACCACGCAGACCACGAGCGAGUGCCUGGAGGGAGGGGCCCAGCGUGAGAGGGUUGAGGGCCACCAAGGUCCACGCCCAUCCGCCCCGCAGUGGCUUUCACAGUCUUGCCAAGGCCUCUCCGCUCCCCAGCGGGCUGUCUCCGUCUUCGGGGACUGUGCCUGUGUCCCUCGGGCCCUGCGCCCUCCCACUCGGCCCCCUGGGGGAAUGGCCCAGCCAGGCUGUGGUCCCGCCUCACGGCCUUCUCCCGGACGUGGAGUCCCGUGGGGUGGCUGCGGCGGCCUCUGCCCUCCUGGUCGCUGGGCUGCACCCGCCUGGGAAGGGGCCUGCUCUGUGGGGGCUGCAAUCAAUAAAUGCGGCGAGCUGCUGCGUCUG
Saimiri boliviensis boliviensis (Bolivian squirrel monkey) is the source of this 3803-nucleotide messenger RNA. The record is from RefSeq and is a predicted model, not a curated record. Lineage: Eukaryota; Metazoa; Chordata; Mammalia; Primates; Cebidae.